CUGCUCGUCUUACCUCCUCGGAAGUUGAAACAAUUACAGAAACAGAACACAUUGGUCUCCUCUCUCCUUUCUCUUUGGUCGUUUUUUACUUACAGGUGAAGACACUCGAAUCUGAAGCUUCUCUCUUCUCUCUAAAUCUGAGUUUCUGGUUUGUCUCUGAUCAAAAAGUCUCUCAUCGGUUCAUUGAAAAUCUAUCCGAUCAUGGAUUGUUGUUAUACGGGAAUGAAGUUUGAAGAGCUUCUUGUACCUAAUUAUCAAGAGUCGUCGUCUAAUGGUAUGUGGGGUGGGUGGAGCAUGAACUCCCCUGAAGCUGCAGAGAAGUGUUUCGAUUACGAUGGUGAAGGAUCGUUGUAUAGUCAGAUGGGUAUGAGGACGAGUGGGGCUUCUACACUUGAUGAUUUCGAAGGAAUCGAACAUAUGGAUGAUAUUUUCUUAAGUUCAAUUUUGGAGGAUGUUCCAGGGGAUGAUGGAGAUGUACAACGUGCGCUCAAUAGCAAUAACUGUGUUGGGUCUUCUUCCUCUAUGUACGGUGGCAGGGAUGUUCACAUGUUCCAUUGUCAUGACAUGCCUCUAAAGGAGGAAGCUCCAUUUACAAUCUCGGACCUGUCUACUGAAGAGAACAUGUUUGAUUCACAGUAUGGUGAUGAACUGUCUUCUGAAGAACUCGUGUUACAGGAUCUGCAGAGAGCUUCUGAAAAGUUAACUGAUGAGACAAGAAAGUGUUUCCGGGAUACGUUUUACCGGCUGGCAAGAAACUCACAAGAGAAGUUUGAUUCAGUCAACACUAACUCAGAAGAGUUCUAUAUGCAAGCAUCCAGAUAUGGUUAUGGUGGUGAUAAUACCAGUUAUUUGAUUGCAGGAUGAGUAGAGAAGAAGAAGAGAUUGAAUCUGAAACAAACUCAAUCGAUAGAGCCAUCGCAAACCUCACAUUCAACAAGAUGGAAUCCAACAUAAGCAACUUUCCUCUAUCAGAAAGAGUACAGUAAGCUUAUGUUUGCUGGAUCAUCAAAGAUCAACCGUUCUCGUCUCUUCAGCUCUCCUCCUAUAUUGGAAUCUUGUGUUUCCUCAUGUGUAUAUAUAUAUGUGUGUGUAUAUUGCAAACAGUCAGUUUUGAUAAGGAUCUGGUUCUUUUUAACUUUCCUGCAGUAAGUUUCUUUGGUUUUA
Molecule: messenger RNA, 1164 nt
Organism: Raphanus sativus (radish)
Lineage: Eukaryota; Viridiplantae; Streptophyta; Magnoliopsida; Brassicales; Brassicaceae
Product: protein LNK3
Exons: 6
Coding region: 202-864 (220 amino acids)
Biological process (GO): circadian rhythm; regulation of DNA-templated transcription
Source: RefSeq, a predicted model, not a curated record